ACUCCAGCGGAAAAAAUGUUUAUUUUCUGGCUACAUGGUGGGUAGUAAUGAAACAGUUGAUAUUUCUCAUUUAUAAUUUGUUAAUGAUACCCCUCUCAACUCCCGAUCGUGUAAACCUGGGGUAUUUCAGACAAUCUCAUUAACACAUGAGCAAUCCAAGGAUUCCAAAGAGCAAUUUUUGAAUUGUUUUGGAGAGAGGUCUUAAGGCAUUAAAAGAGCCUCGUAUUCUUUCACUAUUCAUACCCCUCUCAAAAACAGUAAUUUCAUCAUACACAGAUGAAGAUUCCCAGAAAAUCGAGUAGUAGCAAUGGUGAUUCAAACUCUUCAUCGUCAUCAUUUCUUGUUCAACACGCAACCCUAAUUCUACCAUACCUAACCCAUACACAACUCGCCAACAUCUCCCUAACCUGCAAAUCACUCUAUAAACUCACCCAAAUCAUCACCCUCCGUCGCAUUUCCGACGCUUCCAGAACCUUCGAGAAUUAUCCAAUCCCAUUUUUCAAUACCAACAACAACAACAACCCUCCUUACUCCUACUUUCUCUACACACCUUCCCUUAUUCUCUCUCACAACACCCCCAAUUAUCAACCAUGGGGUGCUGGAGAGGGUGCUUUUGUCAUUUCAGAUGAUGGGUCGGUGAGAUUUGGUGUUGGUUGUGAUUUUGAAGGUGUUUGUGAAAAUGGGUCAGUGAGUUUUGGUGUUGGAUGUAAUUUUCAAGGUGUAUGUGAUGAUGGGUCUGUGGGAGAUGGUGGGGGUAGUUCAGUAAUUUCACCAAUUCCGCCUAGAACGAUCCAUGAUGUUGGGUUGGUGAGAUUUGGUGUUGGAUGUGAAAAUGGGAAGGUGGAAAGCGGUGGAAUGAGUUCAGUUAUUUCACCAGUGCCGCUUAGAACGGUUGACGAUGAUGAGUCGGUGAGUUUUGGUGUGGGAUGUGAGUGUGAAGGUAUUUGUGAUGAUGAGUGUAUGUGUUUUUCUGAUGAUGGGGUUGAUGGUAUUGGAAGAGAGUGUGGGUUGGAUUGUUUAUGUGGGAUGGAGUGUGGGAAUAGGGUGAGUCAAAAUGGGGUUAAUGUCAGGGUUAAGAUUGUUUGGUGUGGUGGUGGGAAAGGGUGGGGUUUGUUUGCGAAUCAGGUUGUGCGUAAAGAGGAGUUUUUGUUUCAAUAUGCAGGUGAACUAUUGACAACCACGGAAGCACAGAGGAGACAACAACAUUACGAUGAACUGGCAUCGCGUGGUCGUUUCUCGUCUGCUCUUUUAGUAGUAAGGGAACAUCUUCCAUCAGGAAAGGCAUGUUUGAGAUUGAACAUAGACGCAACAAGAAUCGGAAACGUUGCCCGGUUUGUAAAUCAUUCAUGCGAUGGUGGUAAUUUAAGCACAAAGCUAGUCAGAAGUACAGGAGCUUUGUUCCCCCGCCUUUGCUUCUUUGCUUCGAAAGAUAUCCAAAAAGAUGAAGAGCUUGCUUUUAGCUAUGGAGAAAUCAGGAAAAGGUCCAAUGGGCGGCUGUGUCACUGCAACAGCCCUUCUUGCCUUGGAACAUUGCCCUCAGAAGACACUUGAAAGUAGAAACAUGUAGGAAUUUUUAUUUUGGUUUUAAUGAGAUGAUGAUGGGGAGGGGGGUCAUUUUGGGGGUUGAUAUUGUGUGUAUCAGGAAAGGGUAGUUUUCAUGAAUUUCACAAUAGUUCAUAGCAUCAUUGCAACAGCAACUAUGUAGCACCAACAUGUAUCAGUGUUUGACACUGACUUAACACCAGCACUUGUGGCUACAUUCAAUUCAAUCACUUCUAGUUUCUCCGAUCAUUACCGGUGUCUAUGUGUUAGUGUCAAUGUCAUGUCUGUGUUUGUAAUUCAUACAGCAACAAUCUCCUUAAUAGUUAAUAUCCCCAUAACAGUUGGGAGAGUGUUACUUAACUACUGAUAUCUUUAUGUCGAGCCUUGGUUGCAUAAAAUGCGAUUAACUUCUGAUACGAAUUGCAAUUGAGGCAUUUUUCA
Molecule: messenger RNA, 1983 nt
Organism: Medicago truncatula (barrel medic)
Lineage: Eukaryota; Viridiplantae; Streptophyta; Magnoliopsida; Fabales; Fabaceae
Product: histone-lysine N-methyltransferase SUVR3
Exons: 2
Coding region: 277-1551 (424 amino acids)
Molecular function (GO): protein binding
Source: RefSeq, a predicted model, not a curated record